AUAUAUAUACAGUGUUAUCUUUAAAUAUGAUUAUUAAGCCAUGCGACUGGACUGUUGAUUAUUACUUGAACAAUGAGGAAAAUUGCAAUAAGAGUUUAGAGGAGUUAGAUAAAUUGCAAGAAAUUCCUUCGCUUAAUUAUGAAUCGCUUGAUAACUUUAGAGAUGGACAGCUUGUUCGCUUUCAAGGAAUGUUGCAAGAUAUGUACAAUCCCGAGUACUAUUUUAAGAAAUAUGAAGUUAUCGAUACAAAAACAGGUGAACGUAGUUCCAAAUGUGGUAUGUACAUAGACAGUGCCCGUUGUAAGCCUCAUGAACGAGUUUCAAUUGAUUCGUCAAAUAAUGAGAGUUCGGAAAGACAAACGUGGAUUGUUAUAUCGACUCCCGGAUUGAACGACUGGGCUAAAGGAAAUCAACCAUUAACAAAGCGUAUACGUACAUGUGGUAGAGAGCCAAGCACGAGUGAUUGUAAUAAAAGAGGUUUAAAUCAAACGGAUGAGCAAAUGGAUUGUUCGGAGCCGGUUAAAAAAAAGGAUAAAAAAAUUACUGAUAAUAAUACCAACGACGCCAGUGUUUUACAAUUAAAUGAAUCGACUCCUAUGAUAGUCUCUAAAGAUUACUUAUUAAACUUUCCCAUACCAAACGAGAAUGGAAAGGCUUGCAUUGUAAAAGUGUAUAAAGAAUAUCCCCAAAAAUUAAAUCAAAUAAUAGAUAUCGUGGGAUUUUUAUCUUUGGAUCCGAAUUUAGGGGAAACUGUCGAUUCCGAUGAGAUGUUAAGUGAUCUCGAAAGGCAAACCCAUCAUCCACCAGCUUCUAUAGUUCCACGAUUACAUGCGAUUAAAAUUGUCAACGAAAUCAGUGAAUAUUCUGAUAACUCCGGUAUAAUUUCAAUGGCCGAAGGGAUAAGGGGGGACUUACGAAUGAUACUGAGCCAACUACUUUUUGGUGAUGAAAUUGCAGCCGACUAUUUAAUAUGUCACUUGAUCUCUUCAGUUUACUUAAGAAAGGAUUAUUUAUGCCUUGGAAAUUUCUCUCUAAACAUUACUAACAUUCCAAAAGAAUAUGAAAAUUUUACAAAGGAUUUUUAUGAAAUUUUAAAGCAAAUUAUUGCGAAAAGUCAUUUUUUAAAUAUUACAUUGGAAACACUUAACGAGAUGAAUUUUGUACCCAAAAAAGAUUACGACUGUAAUAGAUUGACUACUGGUAUUCUACAGCUUAGUGAUAAUACUCAUUUGAUUAUAGACGAGACAAAUUUAACCACAGGUCAACUUACAGUAUGCGGAAGACAAAAUUAUGGUGCAAUGACCGACUUGACUAAAUUUCAGAAACUCGCAUACGAUUUUAAAUUUUAUAAUAUGAAUUACGAGACCGAUAUACCUGUUCUAAUCUUAUCAGAUGUUAAGUCUUUCAUACCGUGUGAAACUCAGAUUAUGCUAAAACCUGAUCCAGACUCGAUUAAUAUGUAUCCACGGAUCCUUGAAGCGGCGACGCAAUAUUUGAAAGACGAAGGGAGAUUGAAUAAUAUUCGACAGUAUGUAAAUACACUUAAAAAGGUGAAAUUUGAGAUUUCGGAUGAAACAACAAAUAUUAUUCAAGAUGACUUCGUCAAAUUGAGACAAAAUGAUGAAAAAUUCUCAGCGGAUAAUUUACAUUUAUUAAUGGUACUGUCCCGGUUAAUGUCCUUAUCGUAUGGCUUUAAAACAUUAACACCUGAAAUGUGGAAAAGAAGUUUGGAAAUGGAAAUGGAAAGGAAAAAUAGAUUAUUGAAGCGUAAUAGGAAUUAAGAACAAUUAGCGUGAGAUGUAUAUUAUUAACUUUGUAUUUAUUUUGUAUUUAUUUUUUGAUAAAUGUUUUAUUACUUGA
Messenger RNA from Ceratosolen solmsi marchali, 1860 nucleotides. RefSeq names its product mini-chromosome maintenance complex-binding protein. Gene Ontology annotation, molecular function: chromatin binding. The record is from RefSeq and is a predicted model, not a curated record. Gene Ontology annotation, biological process: DNA-templated DNA replication. NCBI's taxonomy places the organism in Eukaryota, Metazoa, Arthropoda, Insecta, Hymenoptera, Agaonidae. The transcript is spliced from 8 exons. Bases 27 to 1781 code for a protein of 584 amino acids.